Neolamprologus brichardi is the source of this 3354-nucleotide messenger RNA. It is a transcript of the gene mrps2, whose product is annotated as mitochondrial ribosomal protein S2. The record is from RefSeq and is a predicted model, not a curated record. NCBI's taxonomy places the organism in Eukaryota, Metazoa, Chordata, Actinopteri, Cichliformes, Cichlidae. Gene Ontology annotation, cellular component: mitochondrial small ribosomal subunit; ribosome. Gene Ontology annotation, biological process: translation. Gene Ontology annotation, molecular function: structural constituent of ribosome.
CUUUACGGCAUUAUGUGAACUACAAUUGCGCAGUCGCAGUUUGCUGACCUUCCAUGGUUCUGCAAGCAUGGCUGUCCGGGCACUUACGAGAGGCCUUUUAGGGUUCCGAUACUCACGGGCUGCCACUGUAGCAUCCCCCUGUGGUGGACAUCACUAUGUGACAGCACCGUCUGCGAAGCCACCUCAACCCCAGGCUGACGAUGUUACAGAAAAAAUAUUAAACCAGCCCCUCGAGAAAGCAGACUUUUUUCGUGUGGCUGAGCUUUUCUCCUUGAAAGACUUAUUCGACGCCAGAGUGCAUCUUGGUCACAAAAAGGGUUGCAGGCACAGGCUCAUGGAGCCGUAUCUCUACGGCUGUCGUUUGGAUCAUGACAUUAUUGAUCUGGACCAGACUAUGGAGCACCUUCAGCUAGCCCUCAACUUCACCGCCCACAUAGCGUAUCGUGGCGGCAUCAUCCUGUUUGUCAGCAGGCGGCGUCAGUUUGGCCAUCUGGUAGAGACCACCGCCAAAGAUUGUGGAGAGUAUGCGCACACGCGGUACUGGCAGGGCGGCCUCCUCACCAACGCCAACAUCCAGUACGGCCCAGGAGUCCGCCUACCGGAUCUCAUCGUAUUCCUUUCAACUCUCAACAACGUCUUUCAGCAGCACGUGGGCAUCAGAGACGCAGCCAAGAUGAACAUUCCCACAGUGGGUGUGGUGGACUCAAACUGCAACCCCAGCCUGGUGACGUACCCCGUGCCCGGGAACGACGACACUCCAGCUGCCGUCGAGCUCUAUUGUCGUUUGUUUAAGAUGACCAUCAACCGUGCCAAAGACAGAAGGAAACAGAUGGAGCUCAUUCAUGGUCUGUCAGCGCCCACCUUGCAGAUCUCAUGAUAUGCUCUUAAAUUUAAAAAAACAAAAAAAACAAGAGAUGUUGAAAAGCCUACAUUCUUUAAUCUGAAGCUCAUCAACUGUGUAGUGUAUCCUGUUUUAUGUUGAUACACUACAAUUUUGAAAUAAAUUUUGGCUUCCUCCUUCCAUUACACAUCUGCACUUGGAAAACAUCUGGUUUAACGGUCAGUAAAAUAUGGCUCAAAGUUCACAUUGGAGCAAAUUUAUGUGAAUAUCACAGCUGUAAAUCGCUGAAAUAAAAUAGUGGUGAUCCAUUGUUGAAAUCCUGGCGUGGGAGAGUGAUGAUUAUUUGCAGUUGCAGACUGAAAGAAAAGUGUCUUGAGUCAUUGUCACAACUGUAUUUGCUCUGUUGCGGUCUAUGUAAGUGUUUAGGCCAUGAAAUAUGUUUCUGUAAACAAAAAUACCUCUGCAGUUUCUGAAAGUGUACACUGAAGUAAUGCCUGUUCAUCUAGUUAGGAAUGAAACGAGCAGGAUUAAUACAUAUAUACAUACACUGGAGGGAUGCAGCAUCAUUUAAAGAAAAAUGUAUAUAUAUAAAUAUUGAAUGAAAUGAUCUGAAGCCUUGAGUCUUUAAUGUGUAGCUCAUCAGCUGUAUGGUGUAUCCUAUUUCAUGUGAUGUUUGCGGUUUGCGGCAGUUGGUUAAGUUUAGUUUCUCCCAGCUUCCGUAGUUGUAUCCUGUAGCGACCUUCUAUGGCCACGAGGUGGAUAAGUAGCUGUCACGUCAAAACGGUGAGUGGGUGUAUGUGAGUGGGAAGAAGUUUAUUAGCUUGCAUUUUAUGAUGUACUACCACAACGGUCGACGUGUUCCUGCAUAUACAGUCGUAUUUCAGUUGUUCGGUUGUUUUUAACCGCGGUCCGCAACAGGCAGUUUCAGGCUGACGCUCGCGAGCGCCGACAUGUUUAACAAACAUGCAGACUGACUGUUGGAGACGUCAAGAGCAAUCACAAUAGCAAAGCUUAUUUCAUUUCAAAGCCUUAUUAUUUAUAUCAUUACUGCUGUUUAAAGUCAGUUAUUUUUCUCGCACUCUGUGAAAUACAAAUCUUACACUCUAAUACAACUUGCAGCCUUUAUCCCAAAUGCAUUCCACAUUAUUACUUUAAAGCUUAAUUCCCAUCGUUUGAUUCUGCUAAGUAAGCAUUAUUUUGUUUGUUGAAGUAAGAUUUUUAAGCUAAUCGGGGUAAAAUAAAAUGAUCUUGAAGUCAAAGUGUCUGAGAUUCAAACUCAUACGAUAUGUAGGGCUCGUUCUUUUGCAGCUGAUGGCGGGCUUGUCGGCCUCACAAUUCUUGUGAAACUGUAACUAAAUGUAUGGGCAACAGUAACAUAUUAAACACGUUACUGUUUAAAUAAACAAUUUAAAUAAGUUCUGCUUUUUUGUGUGUAAGUUCUUCCAGUCAACAAUUUGAAGGCGAGGCAAAUGUUCACAUGAGUCUUAAUAAGAGUAACGAAAACGUUAAGGCCACAGACAGAGGGGACUGGUCAGGGUAAGUGUUUUUUUUUUUAUCAGGUUAGCAUGAUGGAGAAGAGUGGUAGGAGAUAGGGAUUUUAACACUAGCCCAGGCUUGUAAUCUUCCUGUACAGUAACGGUAAGUGACAAACAUUUGUUAGUCAAGGAAGUUAUGAAAUGAACUAAAAAUUAAUAAAUAAAUACUCACCAAAAAUGUUUCAGCUAAUUGUCAUUUGAACGAAUGACUUAUUUCUUAUUUGCAGAUGUACUGUCCAGCUCUUGGAAAACAGAUUUUAGUGAACCAACGAAAAACUUCCAUUGAUAAAUAUGAGGAGAGAAGAGGUGCCAUUGCUUUACCUCCAUGCAGAUGAAGGCAGUUGAGCUGAAGUGAAGGCCGUUCACAGAAUGAUGUCAAGGUUUGCACUUUAAUGGUUCAGACACGCUUGUGGAGCAGCAGCGGCUUGGCUUCAGGAAGGUGACUACCCAGUGUGCCUCAGGGUUGGAAACAAUGUUAUUUCCAGGAGCUUUAACGAUUCACGAUUCACUCACCACCUGACUCCUCCAUUCAGCUUGCUCUCUCUUCAUUUUUUGAUUUCCUGUUCGAGUAUUUCAUCCGCCUUACUUCCAUUACUUUGUUUUUCUUUUGCUUAACCGUUGAAGACAUUGUUUUUUCAGUUGUAUUUUUCAUUUUCAUUACGUGCAUAUGAAGCGUAAUGUCCUCGUUGCGCGUAAUCACAUAUGAAAGAUUACUUUGCCAAUUGCAUUUGCGGUGAGUGCUAUAUCAGCUUUUAUCACAAUCAAAUCACUCUGAUGAUCUUAUGAUAAAGGCCAGUGUUUGUGUGUGUCGAUCCAUUCCCUAGGAAAUGAUGAUUUCCUUUCCUGUUUGCUCACAUGUACAAACUGAAAAUAUGUAAUGGAAGCUUUUACUUGACUACUUAGCUGGUGUAGAAUUUGACAUGCAUGAAACAGAAAAUGUAAUAAAAUAAAUUGACAUAAAAUAAAAUUAUUUUCCUG